AUGACGUUCGCAGAGGAAUUCCGCUCGAGAAACUUCAGUAUCUACGGACAAUGGACCGGUGUCGUGUGCAUUGUUCUCUGCUUUGCUUUGGGCAUUGCUAACAUCUUCUCUUUCAAUGCUGUGCGCAUUAUCUUCAGUGUGCUAUGUCUUGUCUCGUCGUUCAUCCUCAUCUUUAUCGAAGUGCCUUUCCUGCUCAGAAUAUGCCCUACCUCCUCCAAAUUCGAUGAGUUCAUCCGACGCUUCACCACCAAUUGGAUGCGUGCCGCCAUGUAUACUAUCAUGAGUGUUGUACAGUGGCUCAGUCUUUUGUCAGGCGCAUCCAGUCUGAUCGCAGCCGCUGUUUUCCUCAUUUUGGCCGCACUCUUUUAUGCACUUGCAGGCCUCAAGAGCCAAGAAUUCGUCGGCAGCAAGACUUUGGGCGGCCAAGGACUUGCUCAGAUGAUUGUCUAA
This is a messenger RNA of Aspergillus wentii DTO 134E9, 450 nucleotides long. Its product is annotated as Tvp18 family protein. The record is from RefSeq and is a predicted model, not a curated record. Gene Ontology annotation, cellular component: Golgi membrane. The coding region runs from base 1 to 450 and encodes 149 amino acids. The transcript is spliced from 4 exons. Gene Ontology annotation, biological process: vesicle-mediated transport. Lineage: Eukaryota; Fungi; Ascomycota; Eurotiomycetes; Eurotiales; Aspergillaceae.